CCGACCGAAGACUGGGUUUUAUGGACAAUUAAAGCUACCAUGUGAGUCACAGUUUUACACGUCUAGUCAGAAGCGCGUGUAGUUUGUGUACUCAUCUAGUCUUGUUUACCACAUAAGAAUAAAAUAAAUGCGGUAACUCCGGCAAAGUUAAAAAAAAUGGCAGGCAACACGGGCAUGGAACAACUUAUACCGAUUGUGAACAAAUUACAGGAUGCCUUUACGCAGUUAGGAGUCCAUUUGACAUUAGAUUUACCUCAAAUUGCGGUAGUGGGAGGACAGUCGGCAGGAAAGAGCUCCGUUUUAGAAAAUUUUGUGGGCAGGGAUUUCCUCCCAAGGGGCUCUGGAAUCGUUACCAGGAGACCCUUGAUUUUGCAACUGAUCAAUUCCAAAUUCGAAUAUGCAGAAUUUUUACACUGCAAAGGACAGAAGUUCUCCGACUUCGAUGAAGUUAGGAAAGAAAUCGAGGCUGAAACUGACAGAGUUACCGGAAGCAACAAAGGAAUAUCUAGUAUACCAAUUAACUUAAGGGUUUAUUCCCCAAAUGUAUUAAACCUCACGAUGAUCGAUCUACCUGGCAUGACGAAGAUCGCGAUAGGAGAUCAGCCUCCGGAUAUAGAACAACAAAUCAGGGCGAUGAUUCUGCAAUUUAUUAAACGAGAAUCGUGCCUUAUCUUAGCCAUAACGCCGGCGAACACGGAUUUGGCCAACUCGGAUGCUCUGCAAAUCGCCAAGGAGGUUGAUCCCCAAGGAUUCCGCACAAUUGGAGUAAUAACAAAAUUAGACUUGAUGGAUGAUGGAACGGAUGCAAGAGAAAUUUUAGAAAACAGACUACUGCCCCUUCGACGGGGUUACGUGGGGGUCGUUAAUCGUUCCCAGAAAGAUAUUGAGGGAAAGAAAGAUAUAAGAGUGGCUAUUACUGCCGAAAGAAAAUUCUUCGUAAGUCAUCCAGCGUAUUCGCAUAUAGCUGACAAAUUAGGCACACCAUAUUUGCAAAAGACUCUGAAUCAACAACUAACCACCCACAUCGGGAAUACAUUACCUACUUUGAGGGACAAAUUACAAAAACAAAUUAUAGGGCUAGAAAAGGACUUGGGGGAUUUUAAGAACUUCGCUCCGGACGAUCCAACUGUCAAAACCAAAGCUCUACUUCAGAUGAUUCAACAAUUCGCCCUAAGUUUCGACAGAGCCCUUGAGGGAUCGAGAUCCAACGACGUGAAUACCUUGGAGCUUUCUGGAGGAGCCAAAAUCCACUGUCUCUUUCACGAGAGAUUCCCAUUCGAAAUAGUAAAAAUGGAGUUUGAUGAGGCUGAUUUACGUAAAGAAAUUGCGAUCGCUAUUUGCAACAUACACGGUAUAAGAAUUGGAUUAUUUACACCAGAUUUAGCAUUCGAUGCCAUAGUCAAAAAACAGAUAUCCCGUUUAAAAGAACCCUGUAUGAAAUGCGUGGAUUUAGUGGUGACAGAACUUCUAGCUGUUGUACAUUCCUGCACUGAAAAGAUGGCUAGAUUUCCACGUCUAAGGGAAGCAGUUGAAAGUAUAAUAACUUCUUAUAUUAGAAGAAGAGAACAAGCAUGUAAAGAUCAGAUAUCCCUUUACAUAGACUGCCAGUUGUCUUAUAUGAACACCAAUCAUGAAGACUUCAUAGGAUUUGCAGAUGCGGAAAAUCAGGCGAAAAAAGCGUCAUCCGGACAAGCGAAACAUUUGGGAAAUCAAGUGAUUCGUAAAGGUUUCAUGUGUCUACAGAACCUGAGCAUCAUCAAGGGUAGAGAUUUUUGGUUCGUUUUAACGUCUGAGAGCCUGUCGUGGUACAAGGACGACGAGGAGAAGGAAAUUCAGUACAUACUUCCUCUAGUCAACCUUAAAUUGAGAGAUAUGGAAACGAGUUUCAUGUCUAGAAGGCAUUUGUUUGCUCUAUUUUAUCCAAAUGGGUCCAAUAUUUAUAAGGAUUACAAACAAUUAGAAUUAAGCUGUGAUUCUUUAGACGAAGUAGAUUCUUGGAAGGCCUCAUUCUUAAGGGCUGGAGUGUAUCCAGAGAAGAAAGUUAAACCAGAAGGUGAAGAUGAAGUAGAAGAAGACAAUAAUAAUAUGUUCGAGAAUUCCGUGGACCCCACACUAAAGCGUCAAGUAGAAGUUAUAAGAAAUUUGGUAGAAAGCUAUAUGAGCAUAGUAACAAAGUCGACGAAAGAUUUGGUGCCAAAGACGAUUACACAUAUGAUAAUAAUCGAAACCAAAAAGUAUAUCUAUGAAGAGCUGCUCAUCCACGUCUACGCAAACGAAGACCAGGCUAAUCUCAUGGAAGAAUCACCAGAGGAAGUAAAAAGGCGAGAAGAAAAAAUGGCCAUGUUUCAAGCUUGUAGAACAGCCCUAGAAAUAAUUGGAGAUUGUUCAAUGAGGAUAACCACCAAAAACAAAUCUGCACAAUCAGAAGAGGACACAAUUUCUCUUUUCACCCCUACACCGGCACCUUCGGCCGCCACCAAAAGAGGUUUCAGACUGUCUACACCCCCACCAGCUAUAAGUAGGCCAGCACCACCCCCACCCCCAGGUGUAAGGAAGAUUAAGAGUGAGAAAAAUCUGCUAAUUCCUCACUUUUUUAUUCUAUCUAUACCGUAAUGACUGUAUGUUGUUAAUGAUGACUUCAUGAUAACAUGACUUCCGUCUUAAUCUUGCCACACAUUAAUUAUUUCAUGCCAAAAGAAGUAGGUAGUACAUAUUUAAGUACAUCACGAAGAAAUAUGGUCUGCUUUGGAAAUACUCUUGCAAAUAAAGAUAUUCUAUUUGAUUCUAACAUAUUAAUUAAGUGAACAUUUUUUAACAAUUUUAACAAUUUAUUUACAGUAUUAUAUGUGUAGUUUUGAUUUCUAUACAUGUACGUUUUUCUUAAAUCUAGUUAGAAAACUCGUAAAGUAUACAUGUAACACACACAUUAAUUCAUUUUGAUAAAAAAAUGACAAUGUACGUAUCUUCAGGCAAAUGAAUAUAUAUUAUUUACUAACAGAACAUUUAGUUAAAAACUUCUAGUCAUCAAGAUUAUUAUAUCUCACUACAACAGUAAAGGGUAUAGGAUUACUAUCACAUACUCGUAUUAUUACUUAUUUAGGUGUACAUUUUUUAAUAAAUUAAUAGACUAU
Molecule: messenger RNA, 3131 nt
Organism: Anoplophora glabripennis (Asian longhorned beetle)
Lineage: Eukaryota; Metazoa; Arthropoda; Insecta; Coleoptera; Cerambycidae
Product: dynamin-like
Exons: 16
Coding region: 157-2613 (818 amino acids)
Biological process (GO): receptor-mediated endocytosis
Cellular component (GO): cytoplasm; microtubule; plasma membrane
Molecular function (GO): microtubule binding; GTP binding; GTPase activity
Source: RefSeq, a predicted model, not a curated record